AUGGCACGUCAGUCCGCGCUCUCGCUCGUGAAAGAUCAGGCGAAGGUGGGUGCGCUGAAGCGUCUGACUCUGAGCUCGUCCAAGACGGCAGGCCGGAACUCGUCCGGGCGCAUCACCUCUUACCACCGUGGCGGAGGGGCCAAGAGGCUGCAGAGGAAAGUCGAUGUGAAGCGUGGCACCUCUUCCCUGGGCAUUGUGGAGCGGAUUGAGUAUGACCCGAAUCGCUCCUCUAGCAUUGCUCUGGUGCGAUGGGUCCAAGGGGUGCAUUUCCGCCGUCCCAAGACUCUACAAGAGCCCAGUGCCAAGCCAUCAGUCCUGGAAUCUGUCACUGCUGAUGUCUCCAGUCGGUUUUCCCUUGCUCCAUUGUCAGCUAGAGUGCAUAAGGAAAAGGAAGCUGCUGCACUGUACUCUUCUUUGGGCAAUGGAGAUAUUGCAUCUCGUAAAUUGGGUGGGAGCUUGCCUAGGAUAGCAUUAGCUGGUGCGAAGCCCACUUUCUAUGCUCAAGUCAGAGGAAAUGAAGAAGAAAAACAGACCUUCUCUCUUUCUGGAAUUCAAAAAUGGGCAGCGGAUGAUGCGCUUUGGACACAGAGAAUGAAGCGCCAAGCUGCUCUCUCUUGGCAGAAUGAUCUCAAGAAGAAACCUUUGCUUCAGACACAGGCUAACCGCUUCAGUAGCUUGACAGCAAAGUCUAUUGGUAUGAGUAAAGGGCCAAAGGAAAAGGCUGAUUGUGUACCAGUAUCUUAUAUAUUGGCCAGUCACCAGUGCAUGCCAGGUAGUACAGUGAUGAACUAUGACUCCUCGAGACCUUCUAAGAGUGCAUCCUUUUCGCCAUAUUCCUCAGCUAAUCAGUUUGAUAUAAUUGAUCUCAACUCAAAGGUUGGGAAUUGCAUACCACUAGCCAAUGCAAGAAUUGGAACAUGGGUGCAUGAUAUUGAAUGUCGUCCUGGUCAGGGUGGGAAGAUGGUUCGAGCAGCUGGUACAUAUGCUAAAGUAGUACAGGAGCCAGGUGCACAUUGUGUUCUGCGUCUUCCUUCAGGUGCUGAGAAGAUUGUCGAUUCAAAAUGUCGUGCUACAAUUGGUAUAGUCUCCAAUCCAAGCCAUGGCACACACAAGCUAAGGAAAGCAGGGCAUAGCCGGUGGUUGGGCAGACGCCCUGUUGUCCGUGGUGUUGCUAUGAAUCCUGUGGAUCAUCCCCAUGGUGGAGGCGAGGGGCGUACCAAAGGAGGCAGGCCUUCAGUUUCUCCUUGGGGAAAGCCCACUAAAGCAGGGUACCGGUCACCAAACGUGGCCAGCCGUAAAGCUUCUUAG
Molecule: messenger RNA, 1308 nt
Organism: Miscanthus lutarioriparius
Lineage: Eukaryota; Viridiplantae; Streptophyta; Magnoliopsida; Poales; Poaceae
Source: the annotation of a GenBank genome assembly